GGACACUCGAACUCAGUGUGAGAUUCAUCUAGUGACCAGUGGCCACAUAGUGAUCAUCUUGGAGAAAUCGAAGCUUUACAGAAAAAUAAGCUUCAAGGAUUAACAUAGGUCCACCGACCUACUAUACUUGUAACCGAAAGCUGAAGCGGCUAAUUUGUCGUCUUCGUUACAGUGUAUUGCCUUUUCAGAAUUGCUGUCCCUAAUUUUUUUUACCCUUUCACAGCUCUUAGUAGUGAUUUAUGAGUAAAGUUUUGGUUUUUACUUGUAUAGAAUGAAUUAAAAGUAUCUCUGAUUUGUCCGAAAAUAGAACCUAACCUAUUUUUCCUCAAUCUCGUUACUUUACAUGAGCAUCGUUCUCAGCUGCUGUUCAUUCGUCUUGUCACUUAUGUUCAGCAUAUUUGCACGUCAAAAAAUGUGUCUUUGGUUUUCAGCAACAAAAAUGAGUCAGUCGUUUGUGGUAAUAACCAUUUUAAUGUCUGUAGUGUGUACCCAAGCUACUAAUUCUGUUCUUUGUAGGAAUUUCGGGUAAAAAUUCCAGUUCCGGAUAAAUCUAGGGUAUUUAAUUUCUUUUCAAAACGUACCCUGAAUCCCAAAAUUUAUCGGUCUUAUCCCGAAGUUAAAAGGUUCAAUGCAAAUUCGCAAAGUAAUUUGUUACAGUCAUGCACAUAUUCAACCGAUUCUAGUCGCCAGUUCAUUUCGCAAUUUGUCGACUUCAUCUCAAUUAUUCAGGAACCAGCAGCAAAGAUAUCGUGAGGCUAAAGUAACUGUAAAUGAAAAGUCGAAGAGUAGACGAGAUGCUGCCCGUGAACUAUUGAUGAAAACAAAUAGGACGAAAUGGGAGCAGGAAAUGGCUAGAUUAAAUAUUUUGAAAGGUCGAAUUCCAACUUCCGAUGCUUAUUUAAUGUCUGAAUUUGAGCCGAAAAAAUACAGUUUGUCAGAAGCUGUUGAACUACUGCGUGAAAGUGCUCACCCGGAUAUGUAUGAUUGUAUGGAUAAUCCAGUUCGGGUUAAGGUUACGCUCAAUAUGUGUACGAAGAAAAAGACAAGAUUCAUUCCGAAAUUUCAUGGUAACCUCGUUCUACCGAAUUUAUUGGAUUUUAUGCCUGCUCAUCGAGUAUUAGCUAUAUGUCAAGAUUCAGAUGAUCAUGAAGCAUAUAUAACUGCUGGCGCUUAUGAUGCUGGUGGGUCAUCACUUAUCCAACGUAUAAGUCAAGGUCAUUACCAUUGGAAUGAAUACGAUACUGUUGUCGCCCAUCAAAGUUGGGAAAUUCAGGUGACAAAAUUACGACAUAUUUUAAGAGAAAGACUCCCAACAAUAAAAAAUGGUAGAUUAGGUGAUGAUGUAAUGAAACUGAUUUCAAUUAAUUCGCGUAGUACUCAACUGGAAUCAACCUCUAUUGAUGGAGUUCCUGAAAUCGGAUUACUGGAUAUAAUUUUGGGUCAGCUCUCAUGGGAUUUUAAUCGAUUAGAAGAGAAUUUACGUAGUUAUUUGGAAUGUAUUGAAUCACAAAAGUCAUCUAGAAUUAUAAAUGAUUUCAUCCAAUCAGGUGAAAUUCAUUGUCCACCGACUGGUGAACGCUUUAUUUUAGAUAUUUCUCAAUAUUAUUCUCUUGAUGAUAAAUCUAAAAGCCAACAACUCGUAAAUGAAGAUAUUGACGAAGAAAAUGAAGAUGAUAAUGCAAUUGACAUGAUGAGUACACAAGUAGAAAAACAACAAAAUAGAGAAGAACUUCAUAUUUGAAUGAUGCGACCUCUUGUUAUAACUGAAUAACACCUAAUGUAUGUGUACAUAUUAUUGUUAAAAUACAUUGUUUUUCAAUUGUG
Schistosoma rodhaini is the source of this 1824-nucleotide messenger RNA. NCBI's taxonomy places the organism in Eukaryota, Metazoa, Platyhelminthes, Trematoda, Strigeidida, Schistosomatidae. The record is from the annotation of a GenBank genome assembly.